AUGACUAUUAAUUCUAGUAGUAAUGCUGUUGGAUUCGAUCAGACCUCGAAAGGAUGGGGAUUGGCUGCAGAGACCUAUGGUGAAAUUAUGAAACAAACCAAUUUCACAAGAAUGUUUGCAAUUGAUUGCCUUGAUCUUACUAUUCCUGUUGAUGCUGUCAAGUCUGAUCUCCUCAUCUUGGAUAUUGCAUCUGGAUCUGGUGCCCUCUCGAUUCCUGCUGCUGAACGUGUCCAAAAGCAUAAUGGUCGUGUCAUUGCCACUGAUUUCGCACCAGAGAUGAUCGAUUUUCAAAACAGAGAAAUUGAAUCACUGCCAUCUGCUAUCCCAAUCGAAACCAAAAUCAUGGAUGGUCAGAAUCUCGAAUUUCCAGAUCAAACAUUUGACUUUUGCUACUCUGUGUUUGGAUUGAUCUUCUUUCCUAAUCAGAAAAAGGGUUUCACUGAAAUCCUUAGAGUUUUGAAGCCAGGUGGAAAAGUAGGUAUCGCCUCAUGGUCAGAAACAACAUUUUUGUCGAGACUGAUAGUCGCUACCAUGAAGAAAAUCUAUGGUGACAUUGGAAUGGAACCACCUUCGAAGCCCUACGCAAUGGUAUCGUUGGCCGAUCCAGUCUCUUUUGAAAAUUGUCUCAGAGAUUGCGGCUUUAAGAAUAUCGAAAUCACAACUACAGUCCACACCCUAAGAACUAACGACGUACCAGAGUUUGCCAGAUUCUACAAAAAUAAUCCGGUGAUCGAAGCUCUGAAAUUACAACUUCCAGAGGAAUUAAGAUUGAAAUUCGAGCCAACCUACCAAGAGAUUAUCAACGAAUCAUUUAAAUCCGGUGUUGUUGAAAUUGAAGGUAUUGCACAUAUUGCAGUUGCCCAAAAAUAA
Heterostelium album PN500 is the source of this 870-nucleotide messenger RNA. Its product is annotated as class I SAM-dependent methyltransferase. The transcript has a single exon. Bases 1 to 870 code for a protein of 289 amino acids. Lineage: Eukaryota; Evosea; Eumycetozoa; Acytosteliales; Acytosteliaceae. Gene Ontology annotation, molecular function: methyltransferase activity. The record is from RefSeq and is a predicted model, not a curated record.